Nyctereutes procyonoides (raccoon dog) is the source of this 2854-nucleotide messenger RNA. RefSeq names its product transmembrane protein 252 (gene TMEM252). Bases 41 to 553 code for a protein of 170 amino acids. The transcript is spliced from 2 exons. Lineage: Eukaryota; Metazoa; Chordata; Mammalia; Carnivora; Canidae. The record is from RefSeq and is a predicted model, not a curated record.
CAAGGAAGCAGGGGAGUGGAAGCGUUCCAAAGGAGCUGGGAUGCAAAACAGAAUGGGUCUAGUUUUCUGUGCCUUUGCCCUCUUGAUGGGCUUCCUGAUGAUCUGCCUGGGGGCCUUCUUCAUUUCCUCAGGAUCAAUAUUCAACUGUCGAGGUAACCUGAUCCUGGCCUAUAUGCUUCUGCCACUGGGGUUUGUGAUCCUCCUGAGUGGAAUUUUCUGGAGCACCUACCGCCAGGCAAGUAAAAGCAAAGGAGUGUUCACCCAUGUGCUCAGAAGACAUCUUUCUCAUGGGGCACUGCCCCUGGCCACUGUCGACAGGCCAGAUUUCUACCCUCCUGCAUAUGAAGAGAGUCUUGAUGCUGAGAAGCAACCCUGUCCUACAACAGAGGGAGAAGUCUCAGAUAUUCCUCCACCACUGUACACAGAGCUGGGCCUGGAAUUUGAGGAGGACGCAGCUGAUGCCCACCCAGAGGCUCCCCCUUCCUAUGAGGAGUCUGUAGCAGGUGGGAUGCCGGCAGCCACACCAUUACAGGAUGCUGAGAGGCAAAGCUGAGGAUGCUGAAGCAGAGGACACUUCCUUGUGCUCGUGAUGCACCCUCAUGGGUUAGCCUUGAUAAUAAUAAAUGCAGGCACCAGACUAUGGGAGGGAAAGUGUCUUCCAUGACCCCCAGGAGCACUUGCCGAGGAGAUGCUGUGGAUGUCAUGCAGUUCCACAGAUGUGCUAGGCCCACGGGGACCCCAGAAGGAGCCGGCGGCAGCCAACAACAUUUCAACGGAUUUGCGCUAAUCCCAGCCCAGGUGGGCUUCGGGGACCAAUUUUGUAGCUCUGCUCCAAGAGGCCUUUGACUCUCAAUCCCCUCCCAUCACCUCAGCCUAUCCCUCAGCACCUCAGCAGGAGGAACAGGUGCUGCUCUUGGGGCAGCCGUGCGCCUUCAGGUACCACAUCACCCAACAAUCACAAAUGGAGAGAGUGCUGGAAACGAAGGAUCAGUGUGGUUUAAUUUGCAGCUUUUGUUGGCUGGUUUCAUAGUUCUCUCCAUAUUUACCAGAGUGACACUGUAGUUCACGUUGUGGGAGAUGUGCUCUUGGAAGCCAUGAAUAUUACUUGUAUUACUUUUUAAGUUAUGUGUAUUUUAUUUCUAUGUGGAAAACAACUGUAAUAUUUCCUUUCAAAAUGGCUUGAACACAAAGUUUUCAAUGAAUAUCUUAAAAACGGGAUGGUUGUACAAGCAGAGAUGAUGAGAUUUCUUAGACUCAAGUUGAACAGAUAGAAUACUUAAAAAUUCAUAAAAACACAGAAUUUAGGGAGGGAAACUGUACUAGUCAUAGGUGGCAUUAAUAUAGAUUUUGACAUAAAUCUUGAAAGACAUUAAAAUAUAUAUGAAAUGUAUAUUUCAACAAAUCCCCCACUGCAGAUCUUUAGAAAGGAGACUGUAUUGUAGUACUUUGAUCCUUAACAGAAAAUUCUUUGUGUCUCAAGAUACAGACCCACACAUUUGUAGACUUGGGACAUUUAUCUUAAGACCCACUGACUCCUCUUCAGCUUUGUUAUACUUUAUUACAUGUUUUAACACGAGAGGACAUGUCAGGUGGAAAGGUGGUGGGAAGAGAUGCAUUAGAGUUUGGACAAAAAUCUUCAUCUCUCUGAGCCUCAGUUUCUUCCUCAAUCAAGUGAGGAAUUUGUGCUGGGAUUAUUAUUUAAUAGCUAUGGAAUGUCUCUUAUAUGAUGGGUUCUGUGCCAUGAACCUUUUAUGCUUUUUAUUUAACCCUCAUCAUACCCUUCAGAAAUAAGUGCAAUGGUUAUUCCCCUUUUACAGACGUAUAAACUGAGACUUUGAGGUGUUAAGAAGAAACUUUGCCCAUAGCAUACGGUUGUUGCCAGUAGGGUGAAGCAGCGUCCACAGAGGGGCAUGAGAGGAUGUAUUUACUUCAAACAUUUGUGCUAGAUUAACCCUGUCCUCCCUCCCUUCUCCCACGGGGCAGUUUGGUCUUCUCUCCAGCUUCAGAAAGUGGACCCUAACAGGAAGAGGAGCCCCAGCACUGUGCAAUACCUUACAGUCCUUGGGGAAGCCAGAGAUCUUCCUUUAGGAUUCUCUUUUUAUUUUUUCUUAAUAUAAAAAAGGUUUUAAACUUUUUCAUUAAGGUAUAGUUGACAUAGAAUAGGGUUCUCUUUUAAAAUGUAAAUACUCCCUCCAUGUUUUCUGCCUAGGAGCUUGGCCCUCACCUCUCUGCGGUUUCAUUCUCUCUGAUUAUUCCAUCUAAGAUGAAAGGUGGCUCCUAUUGGUAACAGGCAGCCCUCAGGGAAGGGGCAGAGGGGGGGUUUGGACAGUGAUGGCAAGGAUGAAGAGCUUUCAGGGAGGAAGAAGGUUGUCGAGAUGGAAUGAGACCUCCAUGGCCUCUUCUUCCCAUUUUUGCUGAGCACACAGAUUACUCAUAUCCUGGCAAAUACACAGGAAGCCACACAAAAGAAAGUCCUGGUCCCUUUAUAUGAAACAUACAUUUAGGCACCCAUGAUUUGAAUCCUUGACAUCAAAGGUAUAAUUGGAUAUGAAGGCCACUCAUGGUUGUCCAAUGGGAAGGUGAUCAUUUAUUAGCAGUGCAAUGUAUUAUUUCUCUCUUGAACUCUCUUUCUAUCCCUCUAACCAAGACUGUUAUCCUGACAUCUCUGGGGUCUCAGCACAUCCACGGGCCAGAACAAAUUCUGUCAUUGGGCUUUCAUCCAGAGUUUGCAUUUGUAAUAGGUGGUUUUUCCAACUUCUGGUAGUCAUAUAAGACAUGUUAAUUUUGGUUUACAUACAAAAAUUGUUUUGAUCUUUUUACUGCAAUAAAUUUUGUACAUAAACUUUCUUCUCUU